UAAAAGACAGAACACCAGAGGUACUAGAUGUCGAUAGAGGUUAGGCAAUAAUAUGAAUGUGAAUUGUGAUAUAUUUAUAUGAAAACGUUGUUAAUACUAAGUAUAUAACAUAACUUUAUAUAUAAAAACGAAACGAAUAUACGUUAAUUUUGUUACAUUAAUACAUUACAGUCAAUUUUUAGUUACCAUGUACAGAAGUGUUUUGUUUAGCAGGUUGUUUGUAAGACAGUAUAAAAAUGACUUAACACAAAUAUUAGAAUCAAGGAAAUGCUUUUCAAAUGACUUUUAUAAUAAGAAAAGCUUUAUGAGACAAAUAUCUACAUCACACAUAACAUUGAAGAAAAGAAAAUCUAUUGAGGAGAGGCAUAUAGAAAACCAAGGCAGAAGAGUUAUCAGGUAUUCCCCUAAGGCUGGUUCGGAGGUGGUCGGGAUAUGGAAGAAUAUGACUGUCAAGGAGAUAUCUGAUGUACUUCAGAAGGAUGUCGAGCAUAUUUACAAUGCAUUGCAGUUUGCGGACAAGAACUCCGAAGUUGUUUAUAAAGAGGACACCGUUAUACACAAUCCACAAAUAGUCAGGGAUGUGGUAAAGAUAUCGGGAUAUAGAUUUAAAAUAGUUCCUCGACCUGAUGAAGAGAAAGAUGAAGAAAUUGACAGAGAUGCCUAUCCCGCUCCACCGGCCCCAGCCGAGGCUCUCCGACCUCGUCCCCCCGUAGUGUGUGUCAUGGGUCAUGUAGACCACGGCAAGACCACACUGCUCGACUCCCUCAGAGACACCUCAGUGGUCGAUUCUGAGUUCGGAGGCAUCACUCAACACAUUGGUGCAUUUGAAGUGAAGCUGUCUUCUGGUGAUAGGGUGACGUUCUUGGAUACGCCGGGACAUGCGGCGUUCACGGCGAUGAGGUCCCGGGGCGCGCGGGGAGCGGACAUAGUGGUGCUGGUGGUGGCCGGGGACGAUGGGGUCAUGGAGCAGACGGUGGAGAGCGUUCGAAUGGCCAGGGACGCGGACGUCCCGAUCUUGGUGGCUAUCAAUAAGAUGGACAAGCCGGGUGUUGACAUUGAGAGGACUCUUCACUCGCUCGCUCAGCACGGUAUAGUGUGUGAGGCGCUGGGCGGAGACGUGCAGGCUAUACCGAUAUCGGCGCUGAAGAAACAGAACCUGGAUACGUUGGUGGAAGCGCUCAUCCUGCAGGCACAGCUCAUGGAGCUGAAGGCGGACCCCGGGGGGCCAGUGGAGGGGGUCGUCAUCGAGGCUCUCGUGGACCCACGGACUGGUAAACAGGCGACGGUGUUGGUGCAGCGAGGGUGUCUGCGGAGGGGAGCCGUGCUGGUGGCGGGCCAGGGGUGGGGGAAGGUACGCCUCCUACAAACGUCCGAAGGCCUGCCCACUGAUGUCGCUGCGCCCUCGACCCCUGUCCGCGUGCUCGGCUGGAGGGAGAUGCCCUCCGCAGGGGAUUACGUCAUUGAGGUCGAUUCAGAGAAAAGAGCCAACGAGGUUAUGAGGUGGCGCAGCAACCAGCGCAUGAAGGAAAAGCAAGCCGUCGACAGCGAAGCGAUAUCCGUGAAGGAGAUCAGUCACCGCGAGGAGUACCAGAGACAGCUAGCGGCGAAGCGAGCUCUGGGACGGAUGAAGACGAGGCAGCAGGGACCGCGCCAGAAGAUGAUCCAGGAGGACGGACAUCCCGCCUUACACGUGCUCGUCAAAGGUGACGUGGACGGCUCUGUGGAGGCUCUGCUUGACAUUCUGGAGACUUACGACGAGAGUCGCGUGAAGAUGGAACUGGUGCACUUCGGAAUCGGACAAGUGACGCCCGGGGAUAUUGAGAUAGCCGAGGCGUUCGGCGCUGUGAUAUACGCGUUCAACGUGGAGGUGCCGCCGUCUGUGGCCGUGGAAGCCAAAAAUAAUAACAUACAAAUAAAGAGACACAACGUUAUAUACAAACUGGUCGACGACAUCAAGGACGAGAUCAGCGCCCGGAUACCCACCACGCUCACCGAGGAAGUCGUGGGUGAAGCGAACGUUUUGCAGCAGUUCCUGGUUGGUGAAGGUCGGCGGCGGGUGCCGGUCGCCGGCUGCCGCUGUGUGAGAGGCGUGCUACAGCGAGCGGCGCUGUAUAGACUUAUAAGGGGACAGGAAAUUGUUUAUGAGGGUAAACUGGCUUCAAUGAAACACCUCAAGGACGAAGUGACUACUAUAAAGAGAGAUAUGGAGUGCGGGCUGAGGUUGGAGGACCCGUCCGUCACCAUCCAGCCCGGAGACACCAUCCAGUGUUAUAAGAUGGUGGAAGAGACACACACCACCAGCUGGGACCCCGGCUUCUAGAAAUAUAAUAUACAACUACUA
Molecule: messenger RNA, 2341 nt
Organism: Danaus plexippus (monarch butterfly)
Lineage: Eukaryota; Metazoa; Arthropoda; Insecta; Lepidoptera; Nymphalidae
Gene: mIF2
Product: translation initiation factor IF-2, mitochondrial
Exons: 15
Coding region: 188-2320 (710 amino acids)
Biological process (GO): translational initiation
Molecular function (GO): GTP binding; GTPase activity; translation initiation factor activity
Source: RefSeq, a predicted model, not a curated record